This is a messenger RNA of Didymodactylos carnosus, 991 nucleotides long. The record is from the annotation of a GenBank genome assembly. NCBI's taxonomy places the organism in Eukaryota, Metazoa, Rotifera, Eurotatoria, Philodinida, Philodinidae.
GGUUUUACGUCUUUACGGUUUUACGUCUUUACGGUUUUACGUCUUUACGGUUUUACGUCUUUACGGUUUUACGUCUUUACGGUUUUACGUCUUUACGGUUUUACGUCUUCAGAACGAUAUGAUUGAUUCGUCUAAUAUAAUUCGUUUGUCGAUUGAAGAUAUCGGUAAUAACCAAUUUAAUUUCGAUUACCUUCAGCAGCACGAACAAGCUAUUUUGUUUGAAUUCAUCUAUUCAAAAAUUAAAAACUCAUUACGAAACGGUUUAGAAAUUUCAAUCAGUAAUCUAAUUUCAAAAUUGUUUGUACAGCAGUAGGUGUCAUUUGGUCCAAGUGGUGACCAGGCAUAUGAUUAUUUGUUAAAAACAUUGAAAUUACACCCGAAGAAUACUCAUUUAAAAGCUGAUUUGUUCCUGGACUAUCUAGGUAACAUUGUCAUACGAAAUUAUAUAUUUGUUCCAUCUGAUCAAUUUACACUCUAUCAAGUUCAUCCAAUGCCAUUGUUUAUCUCAAAUAAUACAGUGAUUCAGCUGGACAGAAUUCCAGCAUUAAUAGCAUUGUCAUCGUCAGGCAAAUAUAUGGAAUGGUCAAAACCGCCAUCAACUAUUGAAUGUUCAUUGGGAACUGUUCGUCUAUCAGAAGAUAUAUGGAGUUUUUCAUUUCUUGGCAAUGAUGAAAAACGUAAAAGAAUCCAAACAAUUCUAAAGACUGGAGUUAUAAAACUUGAUGGUUCUAAACAUUUUCAUUGUGCUCAUUAUUCUUAUUAUGGCGGCUCAACAUGCAAUACCACAAAAAUAUAUUUGUGGCCUGUCAAUGGUGGGUUGAAAUUAGAAUUGAAUGAAAACUCAAUUAAUGAAUUAACAUCACAAUUGAAAAAUUUAAGUCUUACGGAAACUUCGGCUGAUUUACUCGAUGGUUUAAGGAAAAAAAUUGCUGAUACAAAAUUAUAUUCGGACGUCUGGCUAUAUGGUGGUAUUAGAGUAAGUUUUCAAUGA